Messenger RNA from Lichtheimia ornata, 1233 nucleotides. RefSeq lists its product as uncharacterized. The record is from RefSeq and is a predicted model, not a curated record. The transcript is spliced from 4 exons. Gene Ontology annotation, cellular component: intracellular anatomical structure. Gene Ontology annotation, molecular function: NADPH dehydrogenase activity; FMN binding; NADP binding. Lineage: Eukaryota; Fungi; Mucoromycota; Mucoromycetes; Mucorales; Lichtheimiaceae. Bases 1 to 1233 code for a protein of 410 amino acids.
AUGUAUCCUAUUCCUUCUCUCCCUUACAAGGUCAAAAUUGCUCCUGGUACGGCCAUUCAUCCCGAGGCUGCUAAGGAUGUGCUCCUCUUUAAACCUUCCACCAUUCGCUCUGUGACUCUCAAGAACCGUAUUGUUGUCGCUCCCAUGUGCAUGUACUCAAGCAUUGAUGGUGCUAUGAAUGAUUUUCAUCUUGCUCACUACUUGUCGUUUGCUGUGCGAGGUGCUGGUUUGAUCAUUAUGGAGGCUACUGCUGUUGAACCACGAGGUCGUAUUUCUCCUAAUGAUUCUGGUCUUUGGAAGGAUGAACAAAUUGCUCCCAUGAAGCGUGUUGUGGAUGCCAUCAAAUCUCAAGGUGCUGUAGCUGGUCUUCAAAUUGCUCAUGCAGGUCGUAAGGCAUCUAUGGGCUCCCCAUUUGCUGGAUACCGCCUUGUCCCUGAAUCGGAAGAAGGAUGGGCCAGCGAUAUUUGGGGUCCUUCUGAAUUGCCUUUUGACGAAAAACAUGGCAAGCCUCAUGAAUUAAGCAAGGAGCAACUCAAGGUUCUCGCUCAAAAGUGGGCCGAUACCGCUGUACGUGCUGACAAGGCUGGUGUUGAGGUGCUUGAAAUCCAUAGUGCUCAUGGCUACUUGCUGCAUAGUUUCUUAUCAGGCAACUCCAACAAGCGCACUGACGAGUAUGGUGGAUCCCUUGAAAAUCGUAUGCGCUUUCCUCUUGAAGUAGUACGUGCUGUACGUGCUGUAUGGCCUGAACACAAGCCAUUAUGGCUUCGUUUUUCGUCAACCGAUUUCAAAGAUAUCGAUCACUUUGCUCAUGACAAGGAUGGUUGGGAUGUGUAUCAAGCCAUUGAGUACGCCAAAGAGCUCAAAAAGAUUGGCGUUGAUGUUAUUGAUUGCUCUGCUGGUGCCAAUUUAUCAGGUGUCAAGUAUCCUACUGCUCCUAAUUUCCAAGUACCUUUUGCCGAAGCUGUCAAACGUGAUGCUGACAUCCCUACCGGUGCUGUUGGUAUGAUCACCGAACCUCGUGAUGCUGAAAGGAUCCUUCAAGAAAACAAGGCUGAUUACAUCCUUCUUGCACGAGCGUUUUUGCGCGAUGCCAACUGGACCUUGCGUGCUGCUCAAGAGCUCGGUAUUCGUGUGAAAUGGGCUGGUCAAUACGAGCAUGCUGACAAAGAGCAUUGGGUUGGCAAGAAUGGUGCUUUGGUUGAUUCGCUUCUACCCGAUCCAGCGAACGUGUGA